AUGUUUUUCCAGGGACUACUAGAGAGUCUCACCACCCUGUCGCCGACAAUUGUUUUAGGGACAUGUCUUGCGGGAAUUUUCCUGAUUAUCAACCUCCGAGUGCUAUACAACAUCUUCUUUCAUCCACUUGCUUGCUACCCAGGUCCGAUAUUUUGUACAUCGAACGCUAUUCCAUAUCAGAUUGCGCUUCUCAAAGGAACAACACAUUUAUACUCGGCUCGUUUGCAUGAGAAGUAUGGUCCGGUCGUUCGAGUAUCUCCUAACGAGCUCUCGUACAUCACCGCCCAGGCGUGGGCUGACAUAUACGGGCGUCGACACCCGGAGCAAUUGCAGAAACACCCAGAUAUUAUUUCCGGGCCACCUGGCGGGGUCUACGGGCUAGCCAAUACCCCUAAUGAUCAAGAUCAUUCACGCAUGAGACGGCUCAUGGUUCCCGGGUUCAGCGAAAAGGCUGUGCGCGCCCAGGAAAAUGUAUUCAGGAACCAUAUCGGCCGUCUCAUUGUCAAAAUCCGAGACAACGAAGGCAAUGACACUAUUGAUUUGACGCUCUUAUUGCACGCCACUACCUUUGACAUUAUUACGGACUCGAUGUUUGGAGAGAGUGCCAAUACACUCGAAACAGGGACUGACUGGAUGUCUUUGACGAUGCCGCUGGCCCGUGGACGGAUAAGAUUUUUCAUGAAAGGAGAUCUUUGGCUGACGGUAGGGUAUCAGAGCACUCGUAUCAUUCCUAUCCUACGUCGUCUCUUGCCAGGAAUGGUCCCCAACACAGCGAUUCAAUUCUUCCAAAAUACGGUAAGAGCACUCGAUCGCCGAUUGACUAGACCGUCAUGUGACGAUGGUCGUCCAGAUAUUUUGCAACAUGUGCUGCCAUAUCUGGAUAACCCUAAGGGUCUUACUCUGCCAGAACUGCAAUCGACCUUGCGAUCCUUGAUGAUUGCCGGAUCCGAGACAAGCGCCAGUAUUUUGACUUCAGCGCAUUACUUUGCGCUUUCCAACCCGAGAGUUUAUGAACGUCUACUGGGCGAAGUUCGUUGCCAAUUUGCAUCAGAUCGCGAUAUCACCGGUACCAGCGUGAAUAGAUGCAAGUAUCUAGUAGCUGUUCUUGAAGAGACUAUGCGUAUUUGGCCAGCCAUCGCCAUCAGUCUUCCCCGCAUAACACCACCGAAAGGCUGUGAAAUUGAUGGCCUAUGGGUGCCAGGCGGUAUCAAGGUCGGCGUCAACCAAUGGGCCGCCUACUCUUCUGACCGCAAUUUUGCUCGACCCGAUGAAUUCCUCCCGGAAAGAUGGUUAGAGGAAGGAAAUGAAGAGUUUGCCAAUGAUGUCAGAGCUGCUUUUCAGCCAUUCAGUACAGGUCCGCGAAACUGCCUAGGCAUGAAGUAA
This is a messenger RNA of Penicillium cosmopolitanum, 1383 nucleotides long. RefSeq names its product cytochrome P450. The record is from RefSeq and is a predicted model, not a curated record. Lineage: Eukaryota; Fungi; Ascomycota; Eurotiomycetes; Eurotiales; Aspergillaceae. Gene Ontology annotation, molecular function: heme binding; iron ion binding; oxidoreductase activity, acting on paired donors, with incorporation or reduction of molecular oxygen. The coding region runs from base 1 to 1383 and encodes 460 amino acids. The transcript is spliced from 3 exons.